UUCAAGGUAAGAUCGUGAUUCACGGCAACGAGUGUGCUUUAUUUUCAGAGCAUUCCCCCAAAACAGAUCCUGGUUAACGUACAGGAUCAUCGGACACUGGCUGGCUUUGCAAGCAGGGAUUUUAUGGACUAUUUUCAGUCAUCUUUGUCAUGGAACAAAGGGAAGGCAAAGCACGGAAGGACCGGCGGUGUUGGUUCGUCUUCAUAAUUGUUUUAGUUAUUUUAUGUAGCGGAGCUUUUGCACAGAUCAGAUAUUCCAUAUCUGAGGAGGUUCAAGAUGGAACCAUCGUGGGAAAUAUAGCUAAGGAUUUGGGGCUUGAUAAGAGUGCACUCACAGGCAGAGGAUACCGCAUUGUAACAGGCUCAACGGAAUCACUGUUCCAGGUGAAUCAAAACGAUGGCAUCCUGUAUGUGAAAAGAAGGAUAGACCGGGAAGAGGUGUGCGAACGAAGCAGUGCAUGCACCAUCAACCUAAAAACCGUGCUAGAAAACCCACUAGAGAUUCACUAUGUGGCAGUGGAAAUACUAGACAUAAAUGAUCAUUCUCCCGUUUUUCCAGAGAAAGAGAAAAGGCUUGAAAUUUCCGAGUCGGCUCUACCAGGAGCGAGAUUUCAGCUACAGGCCGCGCGUGACCCCGAUGUGGGCCAAUUCGCAAUUCAGCAAUAUAAACUCAGUCAUAAUGAAUAUUUUAGAGUAGAAGUAAAGGACCGUGGCAAAGACCAGAAAAUACCAUUCUUAGUUCUGCAGAAGCAGUUAGACAGAGAAACAAACGAGAAGCACAAGUUACGUUUAACAGCCGUUGAUGGAGGGAAACCGGCGAAAUCAGGCGAUAUAGAAAUCACUGUGGAUGUACUUGAUAUUAAUGACAAUUCCCCAAUUUAUAGUCAUUAUGAUUAUUCUGUUACGCUCAAUGAAAAUACACCACUUGGUACAAUAGUCGUACAAGUAAAUGCAAUAGACUUAGAUGAUGGACCUAACGGAGAUGUAGUUUAUUCAUUUGGUAAGAGUAUAAAUCAAAAAGAUUUAAAUCUCUUUGCUAUCAGUCCAUUAACAGGAGAGUUAAGCGUUAAAGGAUUGAUAAACUAUGAGGAGAGGGAAAAAUACGAAAUAGAAAUCCAGGCGUCGGAUAAAGGUAUGGCUCCUCUAACUACAGAAAAGAGCGUAAAAAUAAAGAUUGUUGACUUGAAUGAUAACGCACCUGAGAUUGAGGUAACAUCAUUUUCAAGCUCAAUACCAGAAGAUUCCAGACCUGGAACUACAGUAGCUCUUAUUAGUGUAAAUGACUUGGAUUCUGGUCUUAAUGGAAAAGUUAUUUGUUUCGUAGGUGAGGAUGUUCCGUUUGCUUUAUCACCAUCUUUACAGGAUAAGAUGUUUUCAUUAGUGACCAAAUCCCCUCUGGACAGGGAAAAACAAGAGAAACAGUCACAAUAUGAGUUGACAAUAACGGCAAAAGACGCAGGUCAGCCUCCGUUAUCAUCUGAAAAGACAAUAAGCGUUACGGUGUCCGAUGUGAAUGACAACCGUCCAGAGUUUUCACUCAGCCCAUAUACUUUCUAUGUUACUGAGGGGAAUAAUCCAGGAGCUUCAGUGUUUUCUGUUAAAGCAUCUGAUCGUGAUGAGAAUGACAAUGCGCGCAUUUCCUAUCAUAUUGUCAGAGAUGGAAGUGAGGAUAAUAAAGUCACUUCAUUUCUAAACAUAAACUCUGAAAAUGGGGAGAUUUUAGCGCUGAAAAGUUUUGAUUUUGAAACACUGAAAACUUUCCAGUUCCAAGUUGUUGCGUCAGACUCUGGAACUCCGUCACUAAGCAACAAUGUCACAGUCAACGUCUUCAUCCUGGAUCAGAACGACAACGCUCCAGUCAUCCUGUAUCCACUCAGCUCCAACGGUUCUGCUCAAGGUGUGGAGGAGAUUCCCCGAAACGUCAACGCAGGACACUUGGUGACUAAAGUCAGAGCCUAUGACGCUGAUAUAGGAUAUAACGGCUGGUUGCUCUUUUCACUGCAGGAAGUUACUGACCACAGUCUCUUUGCGUUGGACCGCUAUACAGGACAGAUCAGAACACUUCGCUCAUUCACAGAGACAGACGAGGCUGAGCAUAAACUGGUAAUACUGGUCAAAGACAACGGAAACGUUUCUCUCUCAGCAACAGCUACUGUGAUUGUCAAACUUGUGGAGCCCAAAGAGGCUUUUGCAUAUGAGUUGUAG
Neolamprologus brichardi is the source of this 2204-nucleotide messenger RNA. NCBI's taxonomy places the organism in Eukaryota, Metazoa, Chordata, Actinopteri, Cichliformes, Cichlidae. The record is from RefSeq and is a predicted model, not a curated record.